This is a messenger RNA of Octodon degus (degu), 388 nucleotides long. RefSeq names its product phosphatidylinositol N-acetylglucosaminyltransferase subunit Y-like. The transcript has a single exon. NCBI's taxonomy places the organism in Eukaryota, Metazoa, Chordata, Mammalia, Rodentia, Octodontidae. Bases 62 to 247 code for a protein of 61 amino acids. The record is from RefSeq and is a predicted model, not a curated record.
UUCUUAAUUCUUAUAUAUACUUUAAAACAGGGCGGCAGCAGUUUGUGAGUGAGGAGGAAGAAUGUUUCUGUCUCUGCCUACUCUGACUGUGCUUAUUCCACUGAUCUCCUUAGCAGGACUGUUCUACUCAGCCUCUGUGGAGGAAGGCUUCCCACAGGGCUGCACAAGUACAGCCAGCCUUUGCUUUUACAGUCUGCUCUUGUCCAUCACCAUUCCAGUGUAUGUGUUCUUCCACCUCUGGACCUGAAUGGGUAUUAAGCUCUUCAGGCAUAAUUAACACUGUAUUAAGUCCUAAGCACUUGGUGUUUGAAAGCUCAGCGAGGUGGAAUACUGGAGACCUAUUUAGUUUGGAGGAAAGUUGCUUUGCCUUGCUUAACUCAGUUUUAGG